AUGGUGUAUGCAUGGUAUUUCCCCACAGGUUUUGCUGCAGGUGGAGCUGAAAUUCGCCACUACUGGUCAAGCAUGGUGAUGUGGAUCGAUAACCCGGCCCUUGAAACACCAAAUAUUCUUGGUGCAUCGCUGUCACAACAGCUUCUCGAACCGCGAGGCUAUUUGCUGGGUUUCUUGACGCCACAACGAAAAGAUCCAUACGACAAGUACAUCAGCAUUCCUCCUGUGAGCUUUGUGGGAGCGCAGCCAGUUAGUUCGAGACGAAUUUCCAGAUGGAGGGUUGAGUACACGUAUAGUGGCGGUUCAAACGUAUCCACCAAAGUAUCUCACAGAUAUGCAAACAAGGGUGACUGGCUAGCGUUAGUCUUUUCAGCCAGAGAAGGCCAAUAUCACGAUCUCAUCAUGUGGGAUCAACUCACGGAUGAAGCACGUGCGGCUCUCAACUCCGUGGAUUUCGGUGAGUCGAAGGUUCCGUUUAAUGACCAGAAUUUUCAAUCAACCCUCGAAAAAGCGUAUCCAUUCUAG
Molecule: messenger RNA, 525 nt
Organism: Phytophthora nicotianae INRA-310
Lineage: Eukaryota; Oomycota; Peronosporomycetes; Peronosporales; Peronosporaceae
Exons: 1
Coding region: 1-525 (174 amino acids)
Source: RefSeq, a predicted model, not a curated record